Molecule: messenger RNA, 1364 nt
Organism: Perkinsus marinus ATCC 50983
Lineage: Eukaryota; Perkinsozoa; Perkinsida; Perkinsidae
Product: regulator of chromosome condensation, putative
Exons: 6
Coding region: 1-1236 (411 amino acids)
Cellular component (GO): cytoplasm
Molecular function (GO): guanyl-nucleotide exchange factor activity
Source: RefSeq, a predicted model, not a curated record
AUGGGCUCGGUUGGGCCUACUCUGGAGCGAACAAGGCGGGGGGCGCAGCGUUUGUCAUUUUUACCCAAUGAAAGAUGGACCCGUGUAACUCUUGGGGAUGGGUUCGGUGGCGCUGUGGCAGAGAACGGUAAAGCCUGGCUGUGGAGGAAGGGUAAUAGCAAUGGGAAGAAUGGCGACGUGAAUGUUGUCGCUGCUCGUGGGAAGAACUCUAUCAGCGUGUGCCCGGGCCUGCCUCAAAGUGUUAAGUUUUCGGCGAUAGCUGUGAGUGCUGGUCACUUUGUGGGCCUGGACCAGGACGGUGGAGUAUGGUGUCUCGGCAGCAACUCCAGGGGACAGUGUGCGGUAGAUCCUGCUAUCCAGGGGGUACUGGGUGUCGCUACACGGGUAUUCUUUGGCAAGAAGGGCCCGUAUGUGCGGGAGCCUCGUGGAGUGAGUGUAGCAGUCGGUGACUAUCAUACUAUGGUGUUGGACGACAAUGGCGAGGUCUGGUCCUGGGGUGAUGAUACUCUCUUGCAGCUCGGUCAUGGUGACACGAGGUGUGCUCCGAACAAUUCAUCCCCGCUAGAGAAUAUGAGGGAACAGAAGUCGCCCUCGCAACCACUAGUGAUUUAUGCACCCUUCCAGACUCACUUACGGUUUACUCCAACCAAAGUUGCAGAUGUGCCAACCGACUUCGACCAGCAGCAUACUCGGGAGCUCGCCCCGCAUAAUUCGGGCCUCGCUCCUGAGGGAAUCUUCGCCGGUCCGAAUACGUCAUUCCUCGUCAUCAACGACACGCCUUACGACCAUACGCCCCACGACGAACACCACGAUGCUGUCUAUGCCUGUGGCGACAACGAGAAGGGCCAGUGCGGGAGGAGUUUGCAAUAUUCGCAGCAGACCUUCAUGCGGGUCCGACUUCCGAAGCGGAUACAGGUCCAGAUGGUGCAGUGCAGUAGUGGUCAUUGUGCUGCAUGGGUUCGGAGGGUCGUCGUCGGCGGCGGCCCUACCCCGGCUGCUGGGGAGGAGGGGCCUGCGAUGAGGGACUGGGGUAUAUACACAUGGGGUGAGAACACAGCUGGAAGAGUGUCCACAACAAGACGUCAAAGAGAUGUGGUAAUACCACCUCUAGAUGUGACCAGGAACUUCCCCCGCGGUAGAGUCCGUUGGCUGGCUGUGGGUCCGUAUGGUACAGCAGUCAUUGUGAGUGAAUCGAGUAGUCCGAGAAUCACUGAGUCCGUACCCAGCACAGGGUAGUGUUGGUAGAAUGUACCAUGUACUUACUCAUGCACUAUUGAUUUCGCACCUGCUCUCUACGAGGAGCCAACGUACAUGAGCCAGCUGGGUUGAAUGAUCUACUACCACCUACUCCCUGCGGCUCUCAU